Messenger RNA from [Torrubiella] hemipterigena, 1365 nucleotides. The record is from the annotation of a GenBank genome assembly. NCBI's taxonomy places the organism in Eukaryota, Fungi, Ascomycota, Sordariomycetes, Hypocreales, Clavicipitaceae.
AUGCUUGAAGAUAGCCUUCCGACCUACCAAUACAAAGCAUCCGACGACAAUCCACUUCACACACUCCUCUAUUUCUCGCACAACGGCUCCGACCCGGUCAUCGACUACGUCAUCAAGCACCCCGAUCCUGCGACCUCUAAAAAUGUAUACGCGGUUGGGCUGGUUGACCCUCACUACUCGUCUGUAAUAUACGGCGAGGUCCUCGUUCAACCAGAGUGGACUGCUCCUACGUUAUCUGCUGCCGAGCUUCGUGCGCAGAAUGGGGCCAGCACCGUCAUCCCAAUCAUCCCCGAGGCGUUCUCGAUCUUGCUUUACAACCCCGAUCAGACAAUUGACGUCAAGUGCCUGCAGAGCAAAUGGACAAAGUCUGACUCUUGGGAGUUUGAAGUUCCCGAACAUACAUUCAAGACGCCGAGCGGAAGCCAGCUGGAUCAAGAGAGCGGAAACAACAGAAUAUCAGAGCUUACGCCGAAGGUCUUGUUCCGCUGGAAGCGCGAUAGCAAGCUGAACAAGGACAUGACGUGCUACAUGACUGGCCGAAGUGUGGGAGGGCAAAAAAGCAAGGAACCGGAUAUCACAGUCGCCAUGUUCCGGGCGAGCAGGCACACAACGGCGGUCACCAUCUACGAGCCGAACAUGGCGCGAGUCGAGGUAGAGGAUCGCAAGGGCCUGGAUCUUAUUCUUCUGCUGACAGCAGAAGUGAUCAAGGAUCUUUAUCUGCUUCCCAAACAAGAUCUCUUUAAUUCCUCGGGUGGCCCUCCUCCAGUCGACAGUAGGCGACCCAACAUACCGCAAACGAGUCGCCCUCCUCCUGCUCAACCGACCGAAGUAUAUGCAUCAGGUGCUCUUGGAUUCUCUGCACCACCACCACCAGGCCCGCUACCUUCUCACAUGCCCCCUAGAGACUCCCGCCAGCAGGCUGAGAUUGAUGCCGAGACGCAAAGAUUAAAAGCUCUCGUGGCAGAGGAGGAGCGUCUAGCGCAGAACAGGGACCGCCGCGACGAAGAAGAAGCAAAACGCAUUCGCAAGAUGUUGGACAAAGAGGAGAAGGAAAGACAACGGCGACAAGCUGAGGUGGACAAGGAAACGGAACGCUUGCGCAAACAAUACGGCUUCAACGAUGCAGGCCCUGCUCUACCUCCACGACCAGCAUUUUCCGGCGCACCUCCGCCCUCCAAUGGCGGAUGGUACACCGGCCCAACUGGACACGGCCUUGCUCCUCCUACUCCCGCAACACCGCCUAGGCCUAGCAGUGUUGGCCCGGGUCAAGGAGGAAGUAUGAACAAGCUUGGGCAUGCUCUCGGCCAACUCAUGGGCCGCAGCGACGGCAAGGACCACAAGGUACAGAAGAAGAGAAGCUUUUGA